CUGAAGUCUCCUGGUUGACCUGUCAGACCAGAGAUGAUUAAUGAUGUGGAGGAAGAGGAGGACAGAGCAGAGUCUCCAGUCCCCAGCUGUUGGUCUAUGAAGAGUGACCGGUCUAAAUAUGAACCUCCACUCUUCAGUAAUGAACCUGGACCUUCACACACACAAGGUGAGUCCUACAGACGGAGAGCAGAGUCUCCAGUCCCCAGCUGUCUGUCUAUGAAGAGUGACUGGUCCAAAGAUGAACCUCUGUUCUUCAGUAAUGAACCUGGACCUUCACACACACAAGAGUGGAGGAGCCGUGUCUCUGUGGAGGAGCAGCUGUCCAGCUGUGCUCUGUGUCAGGACUUCCUGAAGGAUCCAGUCUCUACCAGCUGUGGACACUGGUUCUGCAGACAGUGCUUCACCUCAUACUGGGACCAGUCUGGUUCUUCAGGAGACUCCUCCUGUCCCCAGUGUGGACAAAGACCCAGAACAAGACCUGGACUGCAGACAGCCAGUCAGACCAGCACUGAACAAACAGAUAGUGGUCUGCAGGAGGUUUUACAUCAACAUAAGAUCAGUCUGAAGAGCAGAUGUGAACAUGUGACUGAAGGAACUGAUGGAACAGGAAGUGGAACCCUCCUCAACAGGAUCUACACUGAGCUCCACAUCACAGAGGGACAGAGUGAAGAGGUUAAUACCCAACAUGAGGUGAUUCAGUUGGAGACCCUCCAUGACGCUCCAAUCAGGUGCCACGACAUCUUUAAAGCCUUACCUGACCAGCAGAGACCCAUCAGAGUGGUUCUGACCAACGGCGUCGCUGGCGUUGGAAAAACCUUCUCAGUGCAGAAGUUCUCUCUGGACUGGGCAGAGGGCUUGGAGAACCAAGAUGUCAGUCUGCUGGUUCUGCUUUCGUUCAGGGAGCUGAACCUGAUCAGAGAUCAGCAGUACAGUCUUCUCAGGCUGCUCCAUGUUUUCCAUCCAACAUUACAGAAGGUCACAGCAGAGCAGCUCGCUGUCUGUAAAGUUCUGUUCAUCUUUGACGGCCUGGAUGAAAGCAGACUGUCACUGGAUUUCAACAACAGGGAGGUUGUGUCUGAUGUCACACAGGAGUCAUCAGUCAACGAGCUGCUGACAAACCUCAUCAGGGGGAAUCUGCUUCCCUCGGCUCUCGUCUGGAUAACUUCCAGACCUGCGGCGGCCAAUCAGAUCCCUCCUACAUGUGUGGACAGGGUAACAGAAGUACGAGGCUUCACUGACGCCCAGAAGGAGGAGUACUUCAGGAGGAGAUCCAGUGAUGAAGAGCUGUCCAGCAGAAUCAUCUCACACAUCAAGACGUCCAGGAGCCUCCACAUCAUGUGUCAAGUCCCAGUCUUCUGCUGGAUCACUGCUACAGUUCUGGAGCACAUGUUGACCACAGACCAGAGAGGAGAGCUGCCCCAGACCCUGACUGACCUGUUCUCACACUUCCUGCUGGUUCAGACACAGAGGAAGAAGAACAAGUACCAUGAGGGACGUGAGACGAGUCCACAGGAGCUGACGGAGGCUGACGGGGAAGUUCUUCUGAAGCUGGGGAGGCUGGCGUUUGAACAUCUGGAGAAAGGAAACAUCAUGUUCUACCAAGAAGACCUGGAGCAGUGUGGUCUCGAUGUCACAGAGGCCUCGGUGUACUCAGGACUUUGUACUGAGAUCUUCAGAAGAGAGAGUGUGAUCUUCCAGAAAACAGUCUACUGCUUUGUUCAUCUGAGCGUUCAGGAGUUUCUGGCUGCAGUCUACAUGUUCCACUGUUACACCAACAGGAAGACUGAGGUCCUGAAGGGCUUCCGAAAAGAUGUGGUUGAUGAUGAUUCAUUCAGUGAUGACAGCGAUGACAGCGACGACAGUGAUGACAGUGAUGACAGCGAUGACAGCGAUGACAGGGACACUGACUAUUACCCAUCCAUAGACGAGUUCCUGAUGGCAGCCAUGGAGAAAUCCCUCCAAAGUAGAAACGGUCACCUGGACCUGUUUGUUCGCUUCCUUCAUGGCCUCUCUCUGGAGUCCAACCAGAGACUCGUAGGAGGUCUGCUGGGUCAGACAGAGAACAGUCCAGAAACCAUCCAGAAAGCCAUCAACAACCUGAAGAAGAUGAACACUUAUGAUAUCUCUCCUGACAGAAGCAUCAACAUCUUCCACUGUCUGAUGGAGAUGAAGGACCACUCAGUUCAUCAGGAGAUCCACGAGUUCCUGAAGUCAGAGAACAGAUCAGAGAAGAAACUCUCUGAGAUCCAGUGCUCAGCUCUGGCCUACAUGCUGCAGAUGUCAGAGGAGGUCCUGGAUGAGUUGGACCUGAGGAAGUACAACACAUCAGUGGAGGGACGACGGAGACUGAUCCCAGCUGUGAGGAACUGCAGGAAGGCUCGGUUUCUUGGUUGUGGACUCUCAGAGACUCACUGUGAACUCUUGGCCUCAGCUCUGAAGUCCAACCCCUCCCACCUGAGAGACCUGGAUCUAAGUGGAAACUAUCUGCAUCAUCUAGGAGUGAAGUUGCUGUCUGCUGGACUAAAGAGUCCACACUGUGAACUGGAGACUCUGAGGCUUGAUAAAUGUGAACUGACAGAGAGCUGCUGUAUUUUUCUGGCCUCAGCCCUGAGGUCCAACCCAUACCAUCUGAAAGAGCUGGACCUCAGUCACAACGCUCUGCAGGACUCUGGGGUGAAGCUGCUGUCAGCUGAGCUGGAGAGUCCAGACUCCCGUCUGGAAAGUUUGAGACUGAGGUGCUGUAUCUUGGUGGAGAACAGCUGCUUCCAUCUGGCCCCAGCUGUGAAGUCCCCUCUGAGAGAGCUGGACCUGAGUGAGAACAACCUUCAGGAUUCAGGAGUGAAGCAGCUGUUGAAGCAGCUGUCUGCCAGACUGGACACUUUACAUAGUAGACUGGAGAUUCUGAGGUUGAGUUCCUGCAGGUUGUCAGAGAUCAGCUGUUCUUCUCUGGCCUCAGCUCUGAAGUCCAACCCCUCCCACCUGAGAGAACUGGACUUGAGUGGAAACAACAAGCUGCAGGAUUCAGGAGUGAAGCAGCUGUCUGCUGGACUGGAGAGUCCAAACUGUCGACUGGAGACUCUGAGGCUGAGUCGUUGUCGGGUCACGCAUGAAGGCUGUUCUUCUCUGGCCUCAGCUCUGAAGUCCAACCCCUCCCAUCUGAGAGAACUGGACAUGAGUGUCAACAAGCUGCAGGAUUCAGGAAUGAAGGAUCUGUGUGGUUUUCUGGAGAGUCCAGACUGUCGACUGGAGACUCUGAGGUUGAGGUUCUGCAGUUUUUCAAAGAUCAGCUGUUCUUCUCUGGCCUCAGCUCUGAAGUCCAACCCCUCCCACCUGAGAGAACUGGACCUGAGUCACAACAACCUGCAGGAUCCAGAUGUGAAGCAGCUGCGUGACCUUGUGGAGAGUCCAGACUGUCAACUGGAGACUCUCUCUCAUUAAACAAAGUUGUCACUAUGGAUCAGUCUGUUCUGAACCAAAAGACUUCAAAUUACAAAGAAAAAAAGAAUAAUAAAAGAAAAGUAGGGCUGCCCUGUAAAUGUUGGUGAUGCAAAUCAUCAGCCCAGAAGCCCUGACUUCACUUCUGUCAGUGUGUCACAAGUAACACAGAUAACAGCAGUUCGCUCAACUAAACCUCCUCUGCUGCUGUGCAGUGUGUCUGACUCUUCAGCCGACACUGAUCCGUGAACAGCACACACACUUUACUGUGAUAGAGUACUCAGAUGGAGGGUUUAACUUAUCGAUUUGAAAAGAAAGGUCUCUGUGGUGAAGUUACUACCACAUGGUUGAAGAAUAAUGAUUCAAAAUUACUGGAUUAUGGUUAUCCAUUUGUAGGCGGAGCACAACAUGGACCUUACCUGGAGUAAGGCCUCUUUUUUGUUUAACUUUAAGAUGACCAAAACAUACUUUAAUAAUUUGAACCUGCGCUGUGAAUAUCGUCAUUAUUUAUUGUUUGUUAUAUUGAUUAUUGUUAUGAUGUAUCUCUAGCGUAGACACUCAUCCAUAUCAUUUCUAUGUCGUAACAAAUGUCAUCACUACACAGGUGAUGUGGCUUUGCUCAGACUGUACUCGGUGGUGGUAUAUGACAUCAACAUUAUAUGAUGAUGUGUUUGCGUUUCUCCCUCCUAAAGUGGAUGAGGUUGACAAACCAUCAGAAGCAAUGUAGUACGGGUCAGCAGAGAAACAGCUUUGAAACGCACAGUGCAGCUGAAAAGGAAAACGUAGAUGGAAGAGUUUCGUUUUCUCUGGUCGCUCCGUUAACGUCGAGCUGCGUCAUCAUGACGCCAUAGACUGAUGUGAUUUGUUUUUUUAAUCUUAUAUCGUGUAAUUGUAUGGUCAUGUGAUUUUACUUUUCUAAGGAAGAGGGUUAGUGCCACGUGAAAAUUUUUUAUUUCAUAAUUCUGACUUUUUAUUUUUUAAUUCAGAAUUUGUUUUUGCAUAUGGCCCUAAUCCUCUUCCGUACAUUUCUGACAUAGGGAUGCGUAUUAAAUGUUAAAUGUUCGAUUUUUAAUCUGAAGGUACUUCUGAUUAAAUAAAGAUAAUAAAAGCAGAAAUUUACCUGAGA
Messenger RNA from Seriola dumerili (greater amberjack), 4561 nucleotides. Its product is annotated as protein NLRC3-like. The record is from RefSeq and is a predicted model, not a curated record. Bases 34 to 3438 code for a protein of 1134 amino acids. Lineage: Eukaryota; Metazoa; Chordata; Actinopteri; Carangiformes; Carangidae. Gene Ontology annotation, molecular function: protein binding. The transcript has 10 exons.